AAAAAAAAUCUCAUUAAAAACAACAGUACCCAACGUACAGCAGAUCGCAAGAGCUUCUCAUAAAUUCCUUGUAAAAAAAAAAAAAAAGCCGAUUUGCAGACUUUUCAAUCUAUAUUCAAGCCUUCUCCUUUUCUUUCACUGAUCUCUCCUCUUUUCUUCCCUCGAUUUCGAGGGAUUUUUGUUUUUUUCUUUUUCAAUUUCGUUACAUUUGUCUUUCCCUUUUUCGUUACACUUUGUAAACCCUAACACCUUUCUGCUUUUCCGAUUCGAUCGGAUUAGUAUUAUUCUUAAUCUUUCUUGGAAUCAAACGCUAGGCAGUGAAAGAAUGCAGCAGCAGCGGCUCAAGCAGCAGCAGGCACUUCUUCAGCAGCAGGCACUUCUACAGCAGCAGCAGCAGUCACUUCUUCAGCAGCAGCAGCAGCAGCAGCAGUCUCUUUACCAUCUACCUGGACUUUUAGCUCCCCCACAGAUUGAGCCAAUUCCGAGUGGAAAUCUGCCUGCUGGAUUUGAUACAAGUUCAUGCCGCAGUGUUUAUGUUGGAAAUAUUCAUAUUCAAGUUACAGAAGCACUUCUUCAAGAGGUUUUCCAAAGUACUGGUCCUGUUGAGGGAUGCAAGCUUAUCAGGAAGGAAAAGUCAUCUUAUGGCUUUGUUGAUUACUUUGAUCGUCGAUCAGCUGCGCUUGCCAUAGUUACACUUAAUGGAAGGCAUCUAUUUGGCCAACCUAUAAAAGUUAAUUGGGCAUAUGCCAAUACGCAGAGAGAAGACACUUCAGGUCAUUACAACAUCUUUGUUGGCGACCUAAGUUCUGAGGUUACAGAUGCUGCUUUGUUUGCUUGCUUCUCUGUGUAUCCCAGUAUCUCGGAUGCAAGGGUUAUGUGGGAUCAAAAAACUGGACGAUCAAGGGGGUUUGGUUUCGUGUCUUUCCGGAACCAACAGGAUGCACAAAGUGCCAUUAAUGACUUGACUGGUAAAUGGUUAAGCAAUAGGCAGAUUCGCUGUAACUGGGCUAGCAAGGGUGCUGGUACUAGUGAGGAUAAACAAUUUGCAGAUUCCAAGAGUGUUGCAGACUUAAAUAAUGCUUCAACAGAAGAUGUUAAAGAUAGUGUGAAAGAAGACGCUCCGGAGAAUAACCCGCAAUACACUUCAGUUUAUGUCGGAAAUCUUGCUCCUGAGGUUACUCAGGUUGAUCUGCAUCGGCUGUUUCACACCCUUGGGGCUGGGCAGAUUGAGGAAGUUCGAAUUCAACGUGAAAAGGGAUUUGGUUUUAUUAGGUACAGUAAUCACUCUGAAGCUUCUCUAGCUAUUCAGGUAGCAAAUGGUCGGAUUCUUGGUGGAAAGCCAAUUAAGUGCUCAUGGGGAAGCAAGCCCACACCGCCUGGAACAGUCUCCAAGCCUCUUCCCGCUCCUUCUGCAGCCCCAUUCACUACACUAUCAGCCGCAGACCUGCUUUCAUAUGAAAGGGCAUUGGCACUCAGCAAGAUGGGCGUAGGCCAGGCACUAAUGCCUGGCCAGGCCAAGCAAGCAGGCUUGCCAUUAGGAGCUGGAGCUAGCCAGGCCAUCUAUGAUGGUGGCUUUCAGAACUUGGCUGCUGCCCAGCACCUCAUGUAUUUUUAAUCAUACAACUUUUAUGACCAAAUUGUAGAUCUAUUGCCUAUUUAUCUGUCUUGUAUUUUUCCUCCCUCUGCCUUUGUUGUUAUAUGAAUUGACAUAUUGUAGCGAUUUGUAGGUAUUGUAAGUUAUUGAGGGAGAAAAUGUUGUUUUAGUUGGCCAACUUUUAUUUGUAAUCGCCAUAUACUAGGAAGAAAUUUAUGGAGAAUGUUUUUUUUUUUCUUAAUGAUUUUAAUGAUAUUCUUAGUUUGUCAACA
Dendrobium catenatum is the source of this 1866-nucleotide messenger RNA. RefSeq names its product oligouridylate-binding protein 1-like. The transcript has 12 exons. Gene Ontology annotation, molecular function: mRNA binding. The coding region runs from base 326 to 1615 and encodes 429 amino acids. Lineage: Eukaryota; Viridiplantae; Streptophyta; Magnoliopsida; Asparagales; Orchidaceae. The record is from RefSeq and is a predicted model, not a curated record. Gene Ontology annotation, cellular component: cytosol.